AUUCCGGAAUUCAAAUUCCGGAUUCGGAUUCGCGUCUACAGCUGUCAGAGCCUGAAUCUCAAUAGAAGUCAGAGCCAUGAAUUCGCCGCUCGGACUGUCAAAAUCCGUACUCUUCACAGGACUCUGUGUCGCCUUAAUGUCAGCAACCCUCUCGAAUGCACUCGAUUGCUAUGCAUGCAGCUAUUUGGAUGGGUACAGUGAUACCUCCUGCUUGAACAACGCCAGUGCAGUGCGUGCGAUCAACUGCACCAAGAAGUACUGUGUGACGAUGCGCCAGGAACUGCUGCGCAACUCGAGCAAGGUAAUGUCCUUCCUGCGCGACUGCCAGGACGAGCCGGUGAUGCUGUACGGAAACAGGCCAGAUGAAACAUUUCGCACUUACUACACAUCCUGCCAGCAGAACCGCUGCAAUGGACACAAUGGUCGGGUUAAGAACUCAACCAAUGGAGCUGGGGGCAGUGGCAUCCAUAAUGCCAUAGUUCCAGGAAAAAAUAAUGGCCAAGGGAUGUCUCUUACUCCCUGGUCACUCUUCGUUUUUCUUAUCCCGGCACUUUGGCAAUUAGCUUAGGCAAAUAAAAAUGGUAUUAGAAUAUGAUAGCUUGGAAUACCGUGCCAUAUUGAGCACUUUGCAGGGGGGGAAUAAAAAAAAAUCCUGAAAACAGAUGGUAAGGGAGCAAUAAAUCCCUA
Drosophila subpulchrella is the source of this 687-nucleotide messenger RNA. RefSeq lists its product as uncharacterized. The record is from RefSeq and is a predicted model, not a curated record. The transcript has 4 exons. Lineage: Eukaryota; Metazoa; Arthropoda; Insecta; Diptera; Drosophilidae. The coding region runs from base 77 to 568 and encodes 163 amino acids.